CGCGCGCCCGCGGGGCCCCUCAGCUCCCCUAGACAUGGCGCUGAGGCUGCUCCCGCGACUUCGGCUCGGUGCCCGGCUGCCCGACUUCUUUCUGCUGCUGCUUUUCAGGGGCUUCCUGAUAGGGGCUGUGAAUCUCAAAUCCAGCAACCGAAACCCAGUAGUGCAGGAAUUUGAAAGUGUAGAAUUGUCUUGUAUCAUUACGGAUUCACAGACAAAUGACCCUAGGAUUGAAUGGAAGAAAAUCCAAGAUGACCAAACCACAUACGUGUUUUUUGACAACAAAAUUCAAGGGGACCUGGCAGGUCGUGCAGAACUAUUGGGGAAAACUUCCCUGAAGAUCUGGAAUGUGACACGGACAGACUCGGCCCUCUAUCGCUGUGAGGUUGUUGCUCGGAAUGACCGCAAAGAAAUUGAUGAAAUUGCCAUUGAAUUAAUUGUGCAAGUGAAGCCAGUAACCCCUAUCUGCAGAGUGCCAAAGGCUGUCCCUGUAGGCAAGGCAGCAACGCUGCAGUGCCAGGAGAGCGAGGGCUAUCCCCGGCCUUACUACAACUGGUAUCGCAAUGAUGUGCCGCUGCCAACGGAUUCCAGAGCCAAUCCCAGAUUUCGAAAUUCCUCUUUUCUCUUAAACUCUGAGACAGGCACUCUGGUUUUCAGCGCUGUUCAUAAGGAGGACUCUGGGCAGUAUUAUUGCAUUGCUUCCAAUGAUGCAGGCUCAGCCAAGUGUGAGGAACAAGAGAUGGAAGUCUAUGACCUGAACAUUGCUGGAAUUAUUGGGGGUGUUCUGGUUGUUCUUGCUGUCUUGGCCCUCAUAACGUUGGGCAUCUGUUGUGCAUAUAGACGCGGCUACUUCAUCAACAAUAAGCAAGAUGGAGAAAGUUACAAGAGCCCAGGGAAGCCUGAUGGAGUUAACUAUAUCAGGACAGAUGAGGAGGGUGACUUCAGACACAAGUCAUCGUUUGUGAUCUGAGACCUGGCGGUGUGGCUGAGAGCAUAUGCAGAUACCUCUACUAGAAAGAAACUCCUGUCAAGGGCAGUCAUGAGCCAAGUGCACUUGGACAAAGCUAGACACUCAUGCAGAAGCACAAGGUCUUCAGUUGCCAUUUCCAGUAAUAACUUCAGAAAAGGAUUUGCAUGCAGUGCCUCAUUCCAUGGUCCCGCAGGUCUCUUCUUAAGGCUCUGGUGAUCAGUGUUGUUGUGUCCAUCUUGGAGAAUCUUUUUGGAUCAUCAUUUUAUAAAAACAACCAAAAUCAGGAAGGUAAAUGGCUUGCUGGAAGAGGGUUCUUCUUACCCAAAGAAUCCUGCUAGUCCAUGAAGGUAUAAGGAUUUAAGGAAAACUUCAUCUUUGGCUAAAGUCUGAAAUGGUACUGAAAGAUUUUCAGUGGGUCUUGCUUAUUUUAUAAAAUUUUACAUUCUAAAUUUUUCUAAAGAUGUAUUUUGAUUAUUGAAAAGAAAAUUUCUAUUUAAACUGUAAAUAUAUUGUCAUACAGUGUUUUAAAAACUAUUUUUUUUAAGAGUUUCACUUAAGAUAGAAGUUCUAAGCUACUAGUAUUAAAUUGGAAAGUACCAAUAGUUGAGAGUAUUUUACCCAAUGAAUCCUCUCAAGGAGACUUACUAGAACAUUGCUUUGUUCAUGUGCUUUAGCAUUUUUCAUUAGAAAACUUAUGCCAUGUGUACCUCAGACCAUUGUUACUUAGGAAACUUUUAGAAAAUUCCAGUCUAGCCCUGUUGACAUCUGCUUGCAUCUCUCCAAAAGAAACUUAGGGAGCUCUCAGGUUAGCUCUGAACUGCCUUUUCCUGAGAUCACAACUGCCUGUGCCCGGAGACUGCCAAAGAAGCCCUUAGACACCUGUAGUGACCACGAUGAUACAUUUUUGGAGUUAAGUCAGAUACCAUGACUUGUAGGUGCUGGUGAGAAGACCCACUGUGUCUUCACACCUUACCACAGCUGUGUCCCUAUUAGCUUCAGUAGUGUUAUUUGCUGUAUAGCUCUUAGAGGUUCUAAUGUGGCCACUUAGGAAACUUGGUGUCUUCUGUGUGGCAUCCCAGCCUUAAGGUUCCUGAGACAGACCUUCUUUUGGUUGUAGCUGGCUCACAAAUCAGCCAUUGCUAUUUGGUUUUUAAGUUAAUUUUAAUUGUGUAGUUCAUAAGACUGUCUAGGCCAAAGGCCAUUUUGAAACCAGAUCUGUCAACUUAAGUAAUAUUUUUAAAAGAAAAUGAAUCCAGCUGUUUCUCUUUGCUAUGAAGAAAGCACCCUGACACCAUAGGUUCUCUCUCUCUUUCAUAAUAAACCAUUAUGUGGUGGCAGCCAGUCCAGCCUUUUGAAGACUAUAAGGAAGUGCAGCCAGGUCAAAGCACGAUGGUGAGGAAAGUAAAAUGCCUGCCUUAAUCCAAAGCAGUUUUCUAAUUUUAAUUUUAACUCUUUUAUCUACCUGAGACACUGUUCACUUUGUGAGAGACAUUAGAAACUUGGCCUAAAAGCCUUUGUUCUUCAAGAGUAGAUUUUUCAGCUUCAAAUACAGUGCUGUGUUGGACUCAUGAUGUGAAGUGGGUUGAAUCAAGGAGCUUCUCAGAGGUGCGCCUAAUUCCAUGUGUGCCUGGAGGGUGGCUUUUUUGUAGAAUGUAGUCACCUUGUAAUUCAGAUUUCAGUGUCUUAAUUUUUUUAAUACUUUUGGUUUUUUUAAUUGAAUACUUGAGACAUGAUGACUUUAAUUUAAAGUUAUAUGAAAUAUUGUGUUGUGGGAUAUUUGGCAGGAACAGCAGGCAACUCUCCCACACUUUGUCAGUGGUACCAGUCUUGCAUUUGCAUCUUGAAUGCUUAGAGUUGAGACUUGUUUUUUCAUGUCUGCCACCUCCUGGAAGGAAGGAGGUCACUCCCCCAGUCUCUAACUGCUGAGGAAUAACAUGCUAGCCUUUUUGGCUGUAAUAGUGAUAGGGUGGCCUUAUUACCUCCCUUCUUACACCCUAGAGCCUUCUGCCCUAGUGCCAUAGAACUGGUUCUGAUGCGUGGAACUUGGGAAACUGUUAACUAUAACUGUAAAACUACAUACAGAGAAGGAGCACCCAUGUUUCUUUAAGAUGUUCUCUGGCCUGACAUGGAUGUUGCUGUACAUAGUUGUUACAGACUUGUACUAACACACCUAUAAUGUGGUAUUUGUUUAAACCUCAU
Molecule: messenger RNA, 3166 nt
Organism: Urocitellus parryii (Arctic ground squirrel)
Lineage: Eukaryota; Metazoa; Chordata; Mammalia; Rodentia; Sciuridae
Gene: Jam3
Product: junctional adhesion molecule 3
Biological process (GO): cell migration; cell-cell adhesion
Cellular component (GO): plasma membrane; cell-cell contact zone; protein complex involved in cell adhesion
Molecular function (GO): integrin binding; cell-cell adhesion mediator activity; protein heterodimerization activity
Source: RefSeq, a predicted model, not a curated record